AUGGAUCCCCCCAGUUCUAAUCCCCCGACCCAGAACCCUCCGCCCAAUCCAGCGAACCUACCAAACCCAUCAAACCCGGCGAACGCUUCCCCCAACCUCUCCACUCAGCAGCAUAACCUGAUUCGCACGGAUCAGGUCCAAAAACUUCCUCAUCUCAACGACGCACAGAAGUCUGCAAAUACCCAGGUUGUCCGGAGUCUGUGGGAGAUCAUUAACUCCCACCCGCAGGGCUCCCAGGAAUACAAUUCCGCCCAUGCAAAACUCGCAGGCCUUUCGAAUUCCCUUAUGCGCGGCAUGAAAUCUUACCAGUAUAGCAGAGCUCAACAGAUCCAAUUACAACAGCAGCAAAAACAGCUUCAUCAGAUGCAGCAGCAGAGACCUCAGGCAGGCCAACCAGGCCAGCCAGGCCAGCCGGGACAGCCAGGCCAGCCGGGACAGCCGGGACAGCCAGGACAGCCGGGACAGCCAGGACAGCCAGGACAGCCAGGACAGCCAGGACAGCCAGGACAGCAAGGACAGCCGGGACAGCCGGGACAGCAACAAGGCGACGGUAUACAGUCAAUCCAGACACCGCAACAACAACCGCAACAACAACCGCAACAGCAAGCGCAACAGCAAACGCAACAGCAAACGCAACAGCAACCGCAACAGCAACCGCAACAGCAACCGCAACAGCAACCGCAACAGCAAACGCAACAGCAAACGCAACAGCAACCGCAACAGCAACCGCAACAGCAACCACAACAGCAACCACAACAACCACGCCCUCAUAUGGGCCAGCCACAGACGUUUCAGCAACUUCUUCCACAGAUCCAAGCCAAGGUCAACAGUUUAAACUUUGUGUAUCCUCCAAGGAUCGAGAAACCUCAGAUUGAAGGCUGGUUGAGUGAGGCCAAGUUACGAUAUGGCAUUGCGUUGCAGAAGCAGGAGCUUGCUUAUACCCAGCGUCAGAGCGCGGGGAAUUUGACGCAAGAAGAAAUGCAGGACUUCAAAAAUCGGCAGCUGGCGGCAAACAAACUUUUACAAGAGGGAAGUGAAUUUCUAAACAAGUUCAAAGAGCAACAGGAUUCGUUUCGCUCCAGUCAAACACAGUCACAAGUGCCUGCACAAUCGCAGUCGCAGCAAGCACAACAGCCCCAGCUGCAGCAAACACCAGCUCCGCCAGGGGCACAACACAACAGGCCCAUUGGCCCUCCUGUUUCUCUUACCAUCCCCCAACAACAACAACAACAACAACAACAACAACCAAGUCUCGCUCUUAAAACCGAACCAGGAAUACCAGACGUAUCUCGUCCUCCAGUUCCUGCUCCUAUCUCUGCUCCGGCUGCUCAUACUAUCACUUCUGCCGUAGCCGCGCGUAACCAGGCUGGUCAAACAUCCAUGUCUUCCUCUGGACAGCAACCUGGACUGCCCUCCGCACCAACACCAACACCACAUGCCCCAGUCUCACUCCCAACUCAAAUCCAAUCAACUCCUCCGAACUCCACCCAGCAGCAACAGCAACAACAACCUUUUAAGCAGCCACCCCUUCACUCCGAAACGCCCCCUAGCACCUCCCAAAUCCCCCCAGGCCCUCCUCGCCCUCUUUCCCAGCAAGCCGCGUUCCAGCAGUCUGCGCAAACCUACUCAAAUCCCCAGCAACAAACCACGCAAACUCAGCCGUCACAACAACAGCAACAGCAGCAGCAACAACAACAGCAGCAGCAGCAGCAGCAACAGCAGCAAAACACCCACGCACACCCACAAGGGUACGCCCCACACCGCGCAGACGCUACCACUCGCCAAGUCCACAUGUCUAUCCCAAAGAACCUAAACGUCAAAGCUCCCGAACCGGUAACUAUGGGUCCAGCUCGCCCCACCCUCUCUGGCGGACCCAGCCAGAAUGCUGGGGGUGUGAUGGGCCAACCAGCUAUUCAGAAACAUCCCGGCUAUGUACUUGAGGGUGAAGGGCAGCAUGUGCUUAGCAAGAAGAUGCUGGAUGUACUUGUUAAGCAGGUUACGGGUGGUGGAGAGGGAGAAGGGCUCACUCCUGAUGCCGAAGAGUUCAUCCUCCAAAUGGCCGACGACUUCGUCGAUGACGUCAUCACCGCCGCAUGCCGCCUGGCAAAACUUCGCCCAUCAUCAACCCUCGAUAUUCGCGACAUCCAACUCGUCCUUGAACGCAACUAUAACAUGCGUAUUCCGGGGUUUUCAACAGACGACUUGCGCACCGUGAAGAAACCGCACCCCACGCAGGGUUGGACACAGAAGAUGUCUGCUAUCCAGGCUGCCAAGGUAACUCAGGGGAAGGCGGAGUAG
Messenger RNA from Paracoccidioides lutzii Pb01, 2298 nucleotides. Its product is annotated as transcription initiation factor TFIID subunit 12. Gene Ontology annotation, molecular function: protein heterodimerization activity; TBP-class protein binding; DNA binding. The transcript has 3 exons. The record is from RefSeq and is a predicted model, not a curated record. The coding region runs from base 1 to 2298 and encodes 765 amino acids. Gene Ontology annotation, cellular component: transcription factor TFIID complex; SAGA complex; SLIK (SAGA-like) complex. Gene Ontology annotation, biological process: DNA-templated transcription initiation; RNA polymerase II preinitiation complex assembly.